Molecule: messenger RNA, 645 nt
Organism: Penicilliopsis zonata CBS 506.65
Lineage: Eukaryota; Fungi; Ascomycota; Eurotiomycetes; Eurotiales; Aspergillaceae
Exons: 3
Coding region: 1-645 (214 amino acids)
Source: RefSeq, a predicted model, not a curated record
AUGUCCACCAGCACAGGAUCCAUCAGCACAAGCGCCGGAACCAAACCGGUCGAUCCGUACAAGAGCAGGAACUUUGAAGACCCCCCGUUGAAGCAGAAGAUUGAGGACCUGGUCGACUUCAUCUCCGAGAUGAAAUUCGGUAUGUUGACCACCAAGGCGUCAACCGACUCGGAUCUUCUUGCAUCGCGAUGCAUGGCAUUAGCAGGAAAGGAGAACGGCGGCAUCGACCUCAUCUUCCAUACAAACCUCUUCUCCGGUAAAACUAUGGAUCUCACCCUCCACCCAAAGGAAACCAAUAUGUCGUUCCUCGACCCCAUCAGCGGCGCCUGGGCAUCUAUUUCCGGAACUGCGACCGUCAUCGCCGACCCGGCUGUCGUUGCCAAAUAUUACAGCCCAACGCUGAAGGCGUGGCUCGGAGACCUGGGCGACGGCGUGCACGAUGGCGGGCCCUCGGAUCCGCGCAUCGGGGUCAUCAAGCUCGAGUCCAAAUUGGCCACGUAUGUACUGGCUCGGCAGGGUAUGUUUGGGCGUGCUAUUGAGACUGUCAAGAGUGCGGCCAGGGGGGAUGUCCCGGCUAUCAAUAGUAUCAGAGAGUUGAGCCUGGAGGAGUUGGCGGAAUGGCGUCGGACACACUUGCAAUCGUAA